This is a messenger RNA of Oncorhynchus mykiss (rainbow trout), 1672 nucleotides long. NCBI's taxonomy places the organism in Eukaryota, Metazoa, Chordata, Actinopteri, Salmoniformes, Salmonidae. The record is from RefSeq and is a predicted model, not a curated record.
CAGUGUCAAAUGUUAUUGAAUACAGACACCCAGAGCCUUACGUUAAGACCAAAAGAGGGUCUGUUCCAGGCACAGACGUCUCGCUACCUCUGUGAGUUUGAAGAGCUCUCUAUACUUGGAAAAGGAUCCUAUGGCAAAGUCUUCAAGGUUAAAAACAAGCUGGAUGGACAGAAGUAUGCUGUGAAGAAAAUUCUCAUCAACAAUGUUUCAAGGGAAGACUACAUGAAGGUUCUCAGAGGUGAAAGUGUUAUCCAGUCUUGAGCACAUCAAUGUAGUAGGCUACCACACUGCCUGGAUGGAGCAUAUCACACAUGCUUUUACUAAGCCUGCAUCAAUACUCUCUGCACUGGAAAUGCAUGUGCUGCCAGAACGCAGUGAGGAGAGUACAGAGUAGCAGCGGCUCCUCAAAAGUCUUCACGAGCCCAGAUCAGUCAAAGGAGCCAGUGGCCAUAGCUAAAGCACCAGUGAGCCUCCCAGUGAAAGAGGAGAAGAGCACGCAGGUGGUGGGUCCUAAAACCAUGCGCCACGCCCGUUUCCCAGAUGACCGUUUCCCAGAUGACCAUUUCCCCAAUGUGUUGCUGGGACAGUGUGGCCAGACGAGGGACGGCUGCACUGGUGUCAGCUGGGAUAGCUCGGCCCUGUCGGAGGAUGACUUAGGAACCAGAAAUGGGAUAGAUCUGAAAAACCACUCCUACAUUGACAUGGGGAGCGAGCAGUGGGACACGAAAUUCCCCGCCAAGGAGGUGCAGUUCCAUUUCAUGCUAUAUAUCCAGAUGCAGCUAUGUGAACGCUCGCUCAAAGACUGGAUUUUAGAGAGAACCAACAAACACACAUCACAAAAUCCUUAUGGGGCUGUGGACACGAAACAAACCCUCAGCAUUCUACAUAAAAUACUUAAAGGUGUAGAGUACAUUCACUCUAGAGGAAUCAUGCAUAGAGACCUGAAGCCCAGGAAUAUUUUCCUGCGUGGACAUAACUACCAUGUGAGCAUUGGAGACUUUGGACUGGCUUGCAGGGAUAAAAUGAUGGAUGACAAGGAAAAACCACCCUCCACCUCACAGAACACUGGUUCCUCUCACACCGCUGGAGUGGGGACAUUUGUUUACGCAGCACCUGAACAACUGGAGGGUUCCCACUAUGAUUCAAAUUCAGACAUGUACAGUAUAGGAGUGGUGGCCCAGGAGCUGUUCCAGCCCUUUGGGACAGAGAUGGAGCGUGUUGAGACACUAGGGGACCUCCGUGAGGGGAAGGUCCCAGACUCCUUCUCCCAGCACUGGCCUGUCCUGGCCAAGUACAUCACACUGCUGACCAGCAGAGACCCCGCUCUAAGACCCAGCGCCACACAGCUGCUGCAGAGCGAGCUGUUCAGCAGCAAAGACAUGGUUAUCCAUGGCUUGCAGACAAGGGUUAAAGAGCAGGAAUAUGAGAUAGUUCAACUCAGGAGACAGAUCAGUCAGCUACAAACUCAGAGCAUGUAGCAAGCAUCCCAUUCCACGGACAGGACCUGACGUCAACCAUCUCUGCCCUUCUUCAAACCUGUUAUAUUCGACCCCUUUACCUUGCAAAUGGUUGAAUGUGUGUGGUCUCUCUGCCUGGAUGUAACAAUGUGACUAUAAGUUAAAAUUGUAGAAUAAAUCAUUUAAUUUACACUUAUCUGAGAGUCUGCAGACAU